Colletotrichum spaethianum is the source of this 999-nucleotide messenger RNA. Its product is annotated as WW domain-containing oxidoreductase. Lineage: Eukaryota; Fungi; Ascomycota; Sordariomycetes; Glomerellales; Glomerellaceae. The transcript has a single exon. The record is from RefSeq and is a predicted model, not a curated record. Bases 1 to 999 code for a protein of 332 amino acids.
AUGUCGCGCUACGCUGAAGCCCAUGCUAAGCCAAACGGCCCUGGCGACGCGCGCCCAACAGCCCUGCAAAUCAUCAUGGACGAGGGUGUUGAAGACAAGCUCAAAGGCGAGGUCAUUGUCAUCACUGGUACGUCUUCCGGCAUCGGCAUCGAAACCACUCGCGCCUUGGCUACCACUGGCGCCACCCUCUUUCUCACGGCCCGAGACGUCGCCAAGGCCCAAUCCGCCCUCGCUGGUAUCUUUGAACCCUCCCGUAUGGAGAUUAUCGAAAUGGACCAGGCCAGCCUCUCUUCCGUCCGCGCCGCCGCCGCCGCCAUUCUCGCCAAGACUUCCAAGAUUCAUCUCCUUGUGAACAAUGCUGGUAUCAUGGCCAUACCCGACCUUCGUCUAACCGCUGAUGGCCACGAACUCCAGUUCGGCACGAACCACCUAUCACAUUUCCUAUUUUACAAGCUCUUGGAACCCGCUCUUCUCGCUGCCGCUUCCCCCCAACUCCCAUCCCGCGUCGUCAAUCUCUCUUCCUCGGCCCACAACGUCCACGGGAUCAAUGACUCCGACAACUACAACUUCCAGAAAGGUGGCUAUGACGCCAGUGUGGCCUACGGCCAAUCUAAGACCGCCAACAUUUAUAUGGCCAACGAGAUCGAGCGUCGCUAUGGCUCGCGCCACCUACACUCCACGAGCGUCCAUCCCGGUAUUGUACAGACCGGCCUCACCCAGCACAUGCCCCCGGAUGCCUUCAAGGGGAUGGAGUUCUUGUACCCCACAAUGAAGAGCGUUGAGCAGGGUGCCGCAACCUCGGUAUGGGCAGCUGUCAGCAAAGUAUGGGAGCACGAAGGUGGCAAGUACCUUGUCAACUGCGCUGUGGCAGAGCCGUACGCGGAAGGGGAUGACAAAUUUUCUGCGCUCGGGUAUGCCCCGCACGCCUAUGAUGUGGAAAAGGCGAAGAGGCUAUGGAAAGACUCGCUUGAGAUGGUAGGAUUGCCGGACGAGGAGUAG